CCAUCCUGGUAACUUGUGCUCUCGCUUGUGUACCGGUGCUGGUACGUUCGAAUGGAAUGUUCGGAGCACCAGAGCCACCUGCAGGGAUGGACAAAAUGGUACAAGAGGGAGAGAAGAUGAAAUCUGAGGCUGACGAAGCCGGCAUGUCAGAAGAGCAGUUUUACCGUUGCUUUGCUGACAUCAACUGCAAAUUAGGUCCAGAAGUUUUCGAGCAACUGACAAAAUGUUACUUUCAUCUCCCAACGGAAGAAGUAACCGAAUAUGCCGGAUGGUUUAAGAGUUGUCCUUUGGGAAACUUUGACACUCCAACUAUAGAAGCAGUCGUUGAAGAAUUUUGCCCAAUGGAUUAUCCGACUAAGAGGAAAGUUAACGAUUUCUUUGCCGAUCAAUGCAUGGAAAAACUUACGGAACUGUGCCAGCAGCCCGAGAAUAAGAAGAGAUGCAAAAGGCUCAAGAAGACUUCGACUUGCAUCUCUAACCUCAUUGAAGAAAAGGUAAUGACGGGAGAGUGUGAAACGAUAGUAUCCAAAGGAAACCCGCUCUGAGUUGCCUUCCUAAAAAUGAAAUAGACAUUGGAUUCCAAGAUGCAAAAAACCAAUCCAUGCUUUAGAAUCUUAUCACGCUUAUCUAUUCACGUAACUGAAAUUUUGUAGCAUUUUACGGAAGAAAUAAAUGUAAUUAAGAUCAAA
Molecule: messenger RNA, 689 nt
Organism: Uloborus diversus
Lineage: Eukaryota; Metazoa; Arthropoda; Arachnida; Araneae; Uloboridae
Exons: 6
Coding region: 57-545 (162 amino acids)
Source: RefSeq, a predicted model, not a curated record